Messenger RNA from Sphenostylis stenocarpa, 2088 nucleotides. Lineage: Eukaryota; Viridiplantae; Streptophyta; Magnoliopsida; Fabales; Fabaceae. The record is from the annotation of a GenBank genome assembly.
AUGGGUGAGCAUGUUUGUAAAGAACCAAUUGUCGUUAUGCAUUCGUGUGGUGGUCAGGUCAUCAUGGUUUUAGCACUGUGGUUCAUUGUGUGGGCUGCUCUUGAUGGUGCUCUGUUUGGUUGUGUAAGUAUUGGGUUUGAUUCAGAAUUGGGACUUUUGAGAUAUUUUAGCUCCUCUUUUUGCACCAUAUUUGGGGUUUUGAUGAAUCUAUUGGCAUUCCUUCGUUAUUGGGGAAGGAGUGUGAGCUACUGUUUCAAUGCGUUAAGGGAUAGUUUUGAAUCUAUCCCCUGUCAACUGGUUAUUCUUGUGCUGAAUUUUUUUCUAGGUUCAUCUUCUUCUAAUAUUGUUGAUCUGGUGCCUUAUAUUCCGGUGUCUCUCAUAUACACAAACUAUAGGAGGGUUAAGGAGCAAGCGGUGGUUGAUUAUUUAGAGUUAAGGUCUGUGGCCAGGGGUAUCUCUAGACAGAGAGAAUUUGACCUCUGUGGCAAGGGAAGAGAGAAUUUUGUGCCUUGUUACAAUGUUUCAGCCAAUUUAUUAGCAGGGUUUAAAGAAGGAGAAGAGUUUGAUAGGCAUUGUGAACUGUUAGUUGAAGCAGAAAGGUGUUUGGUUCGCCCUCCUAAGGAAUAUAAAAUUCCCUUCAGAUGGCCAACUGGCAGGGAUGUUAUAUGGAGUGGAAACGUGAAGAUAACCAAAAGCCAAUUUCUUUCAUCUGGAAGUAUGACCAAAAGGUUAAUGCUUCUAGAAGAGAACCAAAUUGCUUUCCGCCCAAAGGAUAGUCUAAUCUAUGACGGUGUGAAAGAUUACUCUCGCCAACUUGCAGAGAUGAUUGGGUUGGGAAGUGACAAUGAGUUUCCUCAAGUUGGUGUUCGCACUAUAUUAGACAUUAAUUGUGGAUUUGGUAGCUUUGCAGCUCAUUUAGCAUCAUUGAAUAUAAUGGCAGUUUGCGUUGCUGCAUAUGAGGCAACAGGUAGCCAGGUUCAGUUGGUCCUUGAGAGGGGCCUUCCUGCCGUGAUUGGCAACUUUAUUGCAAGACAACUUCCAUAUCCUUCAUUAUCAUAUGACAUGGUUCACUGUGCUCAAUGUGGCAUCAUUUGGGAUGAAAAGGAUGGAAUGUUCCUUAUAGAAGUUGACCGUGUUCUUGAACCUGGAGGAUACUUUGUGUUAACCUCGCCCACAAGCAGGUCACAGGGAAGUUCAUCACAAAUAAAAAGGAGGAACAUGUUGAAGCCAAUGGAAGAGCUGACCCAGCAACUCUGUUGGACUCUUCUAGCUCAGCAAGAUGAGACAAUCAUCUGGCAGAAGACUGCUGAUGUUAAUUGUUAUGCAUCUCGAAAGAAGCAUGCUAUACCACUAUGCCAAGAAGAUGAUGUUCAGUCAUAUUAUCGGCCUCUUCAACCAUGUAUAAGUGGGACCUCUAGCAAGCGCUGGAUUGCAAUUCAGAACAGAUCCUGUGGAUCUGAUUUGAGUUCAGAUGAGCUUAAAAUUAAUGGAAAGUAUUCAGGAGUUCAGUCUGAAGACUUUUUUGAAGACUUAGAAUUCUGGAGAUCAACACUCAAGAACUAUUGGUCUUUGCUUACACCACUAAUUUUCUCCGAUCAUCCAAAGAGACCAGGAGUUGAAGAUCCAUUACCGUCAUUUAACAUGAUUCGUAAUGUGAUGGACAUGAGUACUAAAUAUGGGGGGUUGAACACUGCCCUUCUGGAAGAGAAAAAAUCAGUUUGGGUCAUGAAUGUUGUUCCUGCUACAGCAUCUAAUUCACUUCCUCUUAUACUAGAUAGAGGUUUUGCUGGUGUUUUGCAUGACUGGUGUGAACCUUUCCCUACGUACCCCCUGACAUAUGAUAUGCUCCACGCAAGUGGACUUCUUUCUCAUCUCACUUCUGAGAGAUGCAGCAUGAUGAAUCUAUUCUUGGAGAUGGACAGAAUACUGCGUCCAGAGGGAUGGGUCAUUCUUUCUGAUAGCAUGAGAAUUAUAGAGAUGGCUCGCACACUUGCCACACAAGUACGUUGGGAAGCAAGGGUAAUUGACCUUCAGAAUGGAAGUGGCCAGCGACUUCUUGUUUGCCGGAAACCAUUUCUGAAAAAAUGA